Echinops telfairi (small Madagascar hedgehog) is the source of this 2259-nucleotide messenger RNA. RefSeq names its product MKS transition zone complex subunit 1 (gene MKS1). Gene Ontology annotation, cellular component: MKS complex. Gene Ontology annotation, biological process: cilium assembly. The transcript is spliced from 18 exons. The record is from RefSeq and is a predicted model, not a curated record. Bases 6 to 1682 code for a protein of 558 amino acids. NCBI's taxonomy places the organism in Eukaryota, Metazoa, Chordata, Mammalia, Afrosoricida, Tenrecidae.
UCGUCAUGGCGGCGGCCGUCUGCAGCCCGGACACCGGGGAGGCCGUGUACCGCUCCCGGGACCCCGUGUGCAACUUGCGCCUCCGCGUCCACCUGCAAAGGAUCACAUCGAGCAACUUCCUGCAUUGCCAGCCGGCCGCCCAGCCCGGGAAGGACCUCAUCGACUUGGCCACGUUUAGGCCUCAGCCAACUGCCAGUGGACACCGCCCAGAUGAAGAUGAAGAGGAGGAGAUUGUCAUCGGGUGGCAGGAGAAGCUCUUUAGCCAGUUUGAGGUCGACCUGUAUCAGAAUGAAGAAACCUGUCAGAGCCCUUUGGAUCAUCAGUACCGUGCAGAGAUCCUGAAGCUGGAAGAUUCGGGGGGCAGGAAGAACCGGCGAAUCUUCACCUAUACCGACUCUGAUCGAUACACCAACCUGGAAGAGCACUGUCAGAAAAUGACCACUGCCACCAGCGAGGUGCCAUCAUUCUUGGUGGAACGCAUGGCCAAUGUCCGCCGGCGGCGGCAGGACCGGCGAGGGACGGAGGGCAGCAUCCUCAAAUCCCGCAUCGUCACCUGGGACCCAUCCGAGGAGUUCAUCAGAAACAGCCAUGCCAUCAGCAGCCCUCUCCAGACGAUGUACAUCAUGGCAGACCUGGGGCCCUAUGGGAAACUGGGCUUUAAGAAGUACGAACAGGUCCUGUGUACUUUGAAGGUGGACAGUAAUGGCGUGAUCACAGUAAAGCCCGACUUCACCGGCCUCAAAGGACCCUACAGAAUCGAGAGGGACGGGGAGAAGCAGGAGCUGUGGAAGUACACGAUCGACGACGUGUCCUCGCUCGCACAGCCGGAGGAGGCGGCGCGGGAACAGCGUGUGCUCAAGGACCUCUACAGCCGGCACAAGGAGUACCUGAGCAGCCUCGUGGGCACUGACUUUGAGACGACUGCCCCAGGGGUGCUCCGGCUCUUUGUGAAUGGAGAGGUCGUCUCAGCCCAAGGUUAUGAGUAUGACAAUCUCUACGUCCACUUCUUUGUGGAUCUGCCAGCUAACUGGUCGAGCCCAGCAUCCCAGCAGCUUUCAGGAAUAACACAGACCUGUGCGACCAAGUCCCUGGGAAUGGACAAGGUGGCGUGUUUCUCCUACCCGUUCACGUUCGAGGCCUCCUUCCUCCACGAGGACACGAGUGCUGAGGCUCUCCCGGAGUGGCCUGCGCUCUACUGCGAGGUCCUCUCACUGGACUUCUGGAAGAGGUAUCGGGUGGAAGGCUAUGGGGCCCUGAUGCUGCCUGCCACCCCAGGCUCCCACACCCUGACAGUGUCCACGUGGAGACCCAUGGAGCUGGGGACGAGGGCUGAGAUGAGGAGGUUUUUCCUCGGUGGCUCUCUGGAGCUGGAGGACCUCGCCUACGUGCGGAUACCAGGAACCUUUCAGGGUGAGCGCCUGAGCCGCUUCGGCUUCCGCACAGAGACCACCGGCAGCGUCACCUUCCGCCUCCACUGUCUACAGCAGUCCAGGGCCUUCAUGGAGGCGAGCUCCCUCCGGAGAAGGGUGCGGAGUGUGCUGGACCGCCUAGAGGGGUUCAGCCAGCAGAGCUCCAUCCACAGUGUGCUGGAGGCCUUCUACCGGGCCCGGCGCCGCAUGCAGGAGGCCCGAGAGACCCUUCCCCAGGACCUAGCGAGCCCCUCGGGAACCACGGGCUCCUAGCUCCCGGGCCAAGAGGACAAGACUGGCGAGCUCCCAGGCCAGCGCUCCUUGGACUUUCCGUCCGCCCUCCUGGAGCCCAUUCUUACUUGCUGAGAACCCCAAGAACUGGCACAUCCCCAGGCCAGCACCUGCAUGGCGCCCUUUUCGGGUAGCCAGUUGCUACUGUGCGGGCUUGUUGAGCUUGAGUCCCAGCUCGCUCCUGGAGGCACUGAGGCCUGAAGGCAGUGCCCCCAGCUCGUUCUGCCAGCAGGGGGGUAUUUUUAUUGAAUUUUGUUGUACUUAAAAAAAAAUCAUUAAGGAAAAAAAUAGUGACUGCUGUUCUGCCGACUGCGUCUCAGGUUGCUAGCAAGGCCGAGGUGUGGUCCUUAAUGUCGGGCCCCAGGGCGUCUGCCGUUUCCCUUCUCCACUCUGCCCUACCCUGGUGUUUCUCCCUGCUCCCUGGAUUCUGCCCCAAGGAGAGGCUUGAAGUCGGAUGCCAGCUUGAACACGGGGCGGCCACACCCACCCCUGCCCAGCAGAAACGAGGCAGCCUCUGCUCUCAGCAAUGCUUUACUGGUGGAAACACAUUGUCAGCCUG